AUGACAUUUGGCAGUUGGAUGUGGGCUGUGCGUCGAGUACUACUGCGCGGCGUACGAGUGGUGUUGCUCAAUAGUAACCUGGCAUGGAGGUUUUCUGUGAAAGAGCAGACUUACAACCCAGUCUGCAAAAACCAACCGCAUCAAGGGGACUCAUUAGAAAGAAGCUCUUACAGCUGUGAUGUCCCACACCAGUUAGCACGUGAGAUCAAGCGCUUUGUGCCUUCAGAGCUGACACCUCCGGUCUUGCUUGGAUACAUCAUUCUUUUCUGUCCUCCUGAACAAGUAAAACAUUAUGAGGAUGGCAGGAUGAUCGUUAAACAGUUUCAGGAUUUUAGCUUGAAGUACGUCGGGGCUAUUGGUGUGCGUGCUUUUGAAGUGAAUCUCCCUGUGAUCCCCACUUACCACACCUCCGUUUGCAUCACGGAACUGUCUUGGAGAGCAGCAACCGCACUCCUUUUAGAUGAAACUAAACCAGAAAAUGUGUUCCAGCUCCCAGUGGGUGUCCGGUCCAUGGGACCAGACUGCUGCUUAUCAGAGGUAAACCUCAGGCAAACAGAAUUUGGGGCGUUAUUAAAAAAGCAAUUGAGAAAGAAACAGAAGAUGUUCAUCAUCAUGUCACUGGGGAAUACCAUUGCGCUGCCACAUCUGCAGUACUGCACCCACUUCAAGAACAACACAGAACUAGAAAUAAUGCAGAGAAGGGCCAACAGGGUGUUGCACGGUAUGGAAUGGCUGUCAGUGAAAAGACACCUUAUGGCAACUUUCUGGCCGGCAGAAGAAGUGAUCGAGGAAGAUAGGAAUGGUAUGGAAAAGACAAAUGGGGUGGAGAGGAUUGUAGACAAAAGGAAGAACAAGAAGGGCAAAUGGGAAUAUCUCAUCAGGUGGAAAGGCUACGGAAGCAAUGAAGACACCUGGGAACCUGAACAUCAUCUACUACAUUGUGAGGAAUUUAUUGAUGAGUUCAAUGGACUACAUGUUACUAGAGAAAAGCGAUCGAGACAUGGGAAACAGGCCAGUGCUCCAAAAUUUUUACGGGAAAGCCGAGGGUCAUCUGUGGAGAAAAUAUCACAUAGACCUUCUGAAUCUGGGAAGUCUAAAGGGUCAGCACACAAAAGGAAGAGAAUUAAUUCAUCUCUUCAAAAACAGAAAAGAGGAUAUGCAGCAAAGCCAGCAUCUGCUAAUGACAGGGCUGCUAAAACUGUGACUUACCGAACUACUCCCAGCGGUUUACAGAUCAUGCCACUGAAAAAGCCGCAUAAUGGUCUGCAGAAUGGAGAUGGCAGUCAUGAAAAGGAUUCUAGACAUUUUGGGAAUGGCUCACAACAGCAAAAUACGGAUUUAAAUGAUCACGAAGGAGAACAAAAUUUGCCCAGCGUGUUGGAAGUUAGUAAUGAUUCACCUGUUGUGAAUGGAAUUGGUUCUUCUCUUGCCAAUGGAAGCUUGAAUCUACACAGCACUGUGAAAAGGAAACUAGAUGGGGAGAAAGAUUAUGUCUUCGAUAAGAGACUAAGAUACAGCGUGCGUCAAAAUGAAAGUAACUGCCGGUUCAGGGACAUUGUAGUCCGGAAAGAAGAUGGUUUCACACAUAUUUUGCUGUCGAGUCAGACUUCAGAUAACAAUGCACUGACCCCAGAGUACAUAUACUGGUCACUGGAAGGGCUGAGCAGCUCCUCCGUUCCCUGUGAUCCCAGGACAGUGGGCAGCAAUGCUCUGCUCUACCUUUCCCAUGUCAGAACAAAAAGGGUGUCAGUAAAUGCCUGCGUCCGGAUGCGUGUCCUGGAGAGCAGGGAACACGCUCGAGCCCUGCGCCACGUGGGCGGUAACGGCCUGGUGGAAGGGGGUUACCAUAGAUCGGAGAGGAGACAGCGGGAGCUGCCUCCCCGCGCCAGUUUGGGCUGUGUGAGCAUUCCGCAGGCAGAGUUCCUCCCCGAGCUGCCCGCAGCGUGGCACAUCUCUACCUUUGCUACCCUCCAGACACACCAGUACAGCUCGGAUUUAUACAGUAACUCAGGAUAA
Pelecanus crispus (Dalmatian pelican) is the source of this 2016-nucleotide messenger RNA. The record is from RefSeq and is a predicted model, not a curated record. NCBI's taxonomy places the organism in Eukaryota, Metazoa, Chordata, Aves, Pelecaniformes, Pelecanidae.